AUGUCUUAUGAAUAUCCUUCAACUCCCGAUGCUGCUGCUGCGUCGCCUUCUGAGUUUUUUGUGGGAGGAAUCAACCGAGAUAGCUCAGAAGAUCGUAUGGAGCUUCCAUCUCCCCUUGAGUGUUCACUAAAAUUGAAAAUCCCAGGAUCUGUUCCAACCUUGAUGAACAUGCUUGACUGCCAGAUCCUCCCUCUGGGCUUUCAAUACAGAAUUAUAGGUUGGGAUCCUGAAGAACAGACAACAGUUUUUCUUCCGCUAAACAAGGAUGGAAGAGAAUUCGUUGUGCUUCUCAACUACUCUUACCUUUUACUGGCAUUAACAAGUGCUGAAAUGAGGUGGAAGUUGGUUAUGGACGUCCCAAAUACAUCAUGCACGGAGUUAGUCACUUUUCGAGGCAGAUUUUAUGCAGCCUUUCUUCACGGGGAGGUUUGCGUUAUCGAUCCUUGUUCGCUGGAAGCGGCUAGCCUGAUGCCGUCUGAGCCUCUGUGCUCAAGCAAUUAUCUGAUUCCAUCUGGCAAUGAUGAACUUUUUUUGGUUGAGGUUAUCGUUCCUAUGGGAUUAACUUUCAAUCGGUUCAAAUGUAGAGUGAGUAGGCUAGAUGAGAAAGCUGGAAAAUGGGUUGUGGUCAGAGAUUUGGGAGACCGUGUAUUCUUUAUUGGUGGACAGUUUGGAAAUGUCUGCUGCUCGUCUAAGGAGCUUCCUGAUGGUUGUGGUGUGAGUGGAAACUCAAUUUUGUUCACCUUUGGGCCACGCAAUGUAACUUGCACCUAUAAAUAUGGAGUACAUACAGGAAACGAGGAAGACGACCUCAACUGGUGGAGAUGCGUAAGUGAGAAUCGUGUGACGAUCUUCUACAUUAAGCCAGAAAAUCUCACUUUGGAUACCGAAGACAUCUGAUGAUUUUUGAUUUCUGGAAUAGCAGCUAUCAGCAAAACAUGGCACCGAAAAAGAAGACACCAACCAUGGUUUGGCUAGAGGAAUCGGGGAAAUCCUGAAGCAAAUCCGAGAAAAUGUAACAUGGCAAAACCUGCAAAGGACAAGAACAAAUCGCUACUGGACUGCUCUCCUCUCCUCGAAGAGCUCCCGCAAAGUCCUGAUUGUAUGUAGUUUGGUGUUUGUCUGGUUAAAAACAUCUUCCUUUGUAUACCUGAGACAUCUGCUGGCUUUAAAAAAAAAAAGAAAAGUUCCUUAUGAUUUCAGGUAAAGAUCUUGUGAUUUCUGAUGUUAUAGAGAUAUUCUAGGUCUAAUUUCUAAACCUUGUUGUCCUUAUGGAAAUGGUUGUCUCAUGAAUUCUCACAGUUGUGUGUGGUUUUCUAAAUAAGUCGGCUUGUUGUAUAA
Molecule: messenger RNA, 1338 nt
Organism: Arabidopsis lyrata subsp. lyrata
Lineage: Eukaryota; Viridiplantae; Streptophyta; Magnoliopsida; Brassicales; Brassicaceae
Product: F-box/kelch-repeat protein At1g64840
Exons: 5
Coding region: 1-897 (298 amino acids)
Source: RefSeq, a predicted model, not a curated record